AUGGGGAACCAGAAUUCGCGGUCGACGACGCCGACGUCGAACCCGGCCUCGCCCACCAACAACGUGACUGCAUCACAUGGCCACGGACACGGCAAUCCCAGCGGCCACGGGCACGAGCGACCCCAACACCACCACCACCUGCCGCACCUUCACCCGCCACACAGCCAGCACCACAGCGCCCGCCGCCGCGAGUCGAUCCAGGCGCUGAGUGCGGCCAAAGCCCCCGCGGCUCCCAGCGUGAGCCUCGUCGACGCUGAGAGCCAUCCCACGUCGGCCCGCCCCAUCUCGCGUGGGAGAGCGCAAACCGUGGGAACUAGCACCAGGGCCAUUACCUCGCAGCUGCAGGCCGCCCAGGACCACUACAACAACACCCAGGCCCGCAACCACUCGGCCCACACCCACGACGCCGCUAUGGGCAACGAGCAGAGCAGCCAGAAGGGCGCCCACUUCCGCAGCAGCGACAAGGACAAGGACAAGCAGGGUCAUGCCGCCUCCCGCGAUGCGACUCCCCCGCAACCAGCGCCUGUACCCGACGCAGCGCCCAUUGACCCAGCGCCCUCUUCAGAAACCUCACCCCGCGCGCCCUCGCCCACCGCCCCCGUCGACGUCCCCUCGACCCUCGCAUCAAGCUCCUCCCCACCCCUCUCCUCCGCCAUCCCCUCCUCCCUCGACCCAGCCUCCGCCUCCGACUACCUGCCCCCAGCAUCCCAAUUCUCGCGCCCACCGCGCCUCCCCCUCCCCAUAGAAGAAGAAGUGCACACCCCCGGCAGCCCCAUCAUCUCGCCCCAAGAGAUAUGGACGCCUGUCCACGAGAGCGACGCCGAUGGCAUGUUGCCGCGCAGAUCGAGUAUGCUGAGUACGACGACAGCCGAUGAUGAGGAUCUAGGAGAGGAGUUCAAGGGGCCCGGGCAGGGGAGGCCGACUGUGCCGACGCUGAUUGAGUGGGAGGGGAGUGGGGAGAGGGUUUAUGUGACGGGCACUUUUGCGGGGUGGAAUCGGAAAUAUAAGUUGCAUAGGAACGGCCCCAGCAAGAAGAAAGAUGCCCUCUCCGCCUACGUCUCCGUCACCCCAGGAACCCACCACCUCACCUUCCUCGUCGACAACGACAUGCGCACAAGCGACAAGCUCCCCACCGCCGUAGACUACACCAACAUCCUCGUAAACUACAUCGAAGUCCCCUACCCCGAACUCACCCCCCUCCCCGCCAGCCCCCCAGCAAAAGACGCCGCCGCAGCCACCGACCCCCUCGAUGCCGCAACCCCCGUCCAAGAACGCGAAGCCCCAGCCGGCAU
This is a messenger RNA of Alternaria arbusti, 1292 nucleotides long. RefSeq lists its product as uncharacterized. The record is from RefSeq and is a predicted model, not a curated record. Gene Ontology annotation, molecular function: protein kinase binding. The transcript has 2 exons. NCBI's taxonomy places the organism in Eukaryota, Fungi, Ascomycota, Dothideomycetes, Pleosporales, Pleosporaceae. Gene Ontology annotation, cellular component: cytoplasm; nucleus; nucleotide-activated protein kinase complex. The annotation marks the transcript as partial. Gene Ontology annotation, biological process: signal transduction.